AUGACCCCGCUGAUAGUCAGAAGACUAUUCCUGCUGCUGGUGACGGCUUCGCUCGGUCUGCUCGUGUUCCUGAUCUACUUCUCGUUACAAGAUGACUGGACCAGAACACAUGCGGACUUCUUGAAAGAGGAGAGCAUCUACAAGCAACCCAACGAUGCAUUCCUGCAAUAUACGGAACCAAAAGAGGACUUAACGCCGAAGAACAAUCCCCUGCUUGAAGAGGUGGACGAGCCUGUCAGUGCCAAGCCUCUUGUUCGCGCCACUGACACGCGGCGAACUAAAGCCGCUCUUAUCUCUCUUGUUCGAAACAAAGAGCUGGACGGUAUUGUGGAUGCCAUGGUGCAGGUCGAGGACACAUUCAAUCACAAAUUCGGCUACCCUUGGAUCUUUUUCAAUGAUGAAGAGUUCACCGACGAGUUCAAGGAAAAGGUGCGCGAACAGACUGACUCUGAAGUCAAGUUUGAGCUGAUUGAAAAGAAGGACUGGGACGCCCCCAGAUGGAUCGACAAGGACAAGGCCAAGAAGGCCGGCAAGAAGCUGGAAGAUGCUGGUGUACGAUAUGGUGCCAUGGACUCCUACCACAAGAUGUGCAGAUGGAACUCGGGUAUGUUCUACAAGCACAAGGCCAUGGACGAUUAUGACUGGUACUGGCGCGUUGAACCCGACACCCAAUACUAUUGUGACAUCGACUACGAUGUAUUUGCAUACAUGGAGGACAAUGACAAGGUGUAUGGCUUCACCAUUGCAUUGUUUGACAACCCCAAAACCGUUGCCACCCUAUGGCCGGAAACUAAAUCCUUCUUGAUGAAGAACAAGGAGUAUCUGCACAAAGACAAUGCCAUGCAAUUCUUGCUGAACCCCAGCAGACCAGACUGGAACGCCCAGGCUGGCGGAUACUCCACUUGCCAUUUCUGGUCCAACUUUGAAAUCGCGUCUCUGAAGUUCUUCAGGGGCGAUGCAUACGCCCAAUGGUUUGAGCAUCUGGAUAAACAGGGAGGGUUCUUUUACGAGAGAUGGGGAGAUGCUCCCGUGCACUCUGUCGGCGCAGGACUAUUUGCUAACCAGUCACAAAUCCAUUGGUUCAAGGACAUUGGAUAUUACCACUUCCCCUAUUUCAAUUGCCCCAAGUCCAAAAAGUGUCAUGGAUGCAAGCCUGGUCGAUUCACCACAGACGAUCUCAAGGAUUCUCUGAUGCCUGAAAACUGUCUUCCUCAGUACCUCAAAUACAUGGGCGACCGAUAA
Messenger RNA from Yarrowia lipolytica CLIB122, 1242 nucleotides. RefSeq lists its product as uncharacterized. NCBI's taxonomy places the organism in Eukaryota, Fungi, Ascomycota, Dipodascomycetes, Dipodascales. The record is from RefSeq and is a predicted model, not a curated record. Gene Ontology annotation, cellular component: Golgi apparatus; membrane. Gene Ontology annotation, biological process: cell wall mannoprotein biosynthetic process; protein N-linked glycosylation; protein O-linked glycosylation. Gene Ontology annotation, molecular function: alpha-1,2-mannosyltransferase activity.